Messenger RNA from Hydatigera taeniaeformis, 861 nucleotides. NCBI's taxonomy places the organism in Eukaryota, Metazoa, Platyhelminthes, Cestoda, Cyclophyllidea, Taeniidae. The record is from the annotation of a GenBank genome assembly.
AUGCCGCUUGGUGAAGUGAUCAGCGUAUUCGCCGGUCAGUGCGGAACGCAGGUCUCUCAAGCCGUGUGGGAAUUGAUGGCUGUGGAGCACGGCGUCGGCCCCGAUGGAAUGCUCAUCGAUCCCUCGGCGGAGAGUGACUAUGACAAGCAAUCAGGCAACGUCUUCUUCAUGGUCGACAAUAAGGAUCGCUAUGUUCCACGCACCACAAUUGUUGACACCGAACCCACUGUUGUUGAUGAGAUUCGUUGUGGACUCUACCGAACAAUGUUUAAUCCACGAGGUUUGAUCAGUGGAUUGGAGGAUAUGGCAAACAAUUUUGCUCGUGGGUACUACGGAGUCCCACAAACCUUGAUUGAUACAACCAUCAAUUCCAUUCGAAAGGAGGUUGAGCACACCGACCUCCUCCAAGCCAUUCUCUUCUGUCAUGCUUAUGGCGGAGGCACAGGUGGUGGCACAGCCUGUCGUAUUGCCGAAUUACUGGACACAGAGUUUAUGAAGAUACCCAAAAUUGAAGUCGCUGUCUUUCCAGACCACCAGAAGUCUUGUUGUGUUGUGGAGCCCUAUAAUGCAAUCCUCUGCUGCAGCACUCUCGACGACAUCAGCACCUUUUCUGUUUUGUGUGAAAAUGAAGCGUUGACGGAUAUUUGCACCAAGAAGCUGGGAAUUGAAAGGCCCGCCUUCUCUCAUCUCAAUCGAGUGGUUGCUCAAGCAACCAGCGGGUUCACCGCCACUCUUAGGCACGAGGGUCCAGUGACAGCUUCCCUGCUACAAUUGCAGACCAAUCUUGUUCCUUUUCCACGUCUGCGGUACCUCCAACUCGGACUGGCACCGCUCUGCACUGCUGAUGUGAUGUCGCAUGAA